AUGAGCUCGGCUCACGUAGCCAUCGAACGCGGUCCCAUUGCCGACAUCUCCGACUAUCGCCCGACAGUUGUCGCCGACCCUAAGCCCAUCUUCCACAGAUAUAUUCAUAACGAUGAGGCAAUGCUGGCGGGUUAUCUUGGCUUCGGCCACAGUCUCUGCAACCUGCGCACCAUAGCCGUGAGCGGCCCAGUCUUAAAAUACGUGCCUGCCGCUUUCGCUCUCCUCGGCGUCCCAGAGCCUGGGUGCAAGCCUGGCGACAAGACUCGCGAGGAAGUUGCCUGCAUCUGGGCGCUUGCCUUUCUCUUCAACGAAAAGACCCGCUCUGUGCUACCCGACACGCUCCAGAAGAUCCAAGACAAGUACAAGAUAUCUUGGAGUGCCGUCCGCUCUCCAAAGGCCCAGAAGGAGCAGCUCGGUGACCCCAAGCGGCGCGGCCAGAUCCUCGCUUCUGUCCUGUUGGCCAUGCACCGCGACAUCCUCGCCGCGCAGCAGAUGCCUCCCGAGCAGUUCGAGUCCACCUUUGUGCCUGCCAUUGUGGCUCUCGAAGAUAACAACCCAUGGGGUGCUCCAGUCUACAUGCUGCCCAUGAUGCCGGGGGACAAGAUCACCUGGCCUGAUUGGGGUCCCAUCAAGGGUCACUGCGGCUGCAAGGAUGUGUGCGAGCCGCUCGAGGAGCACGAGGUUGAGGUCUAUCAUCGCUGUCUGAGCCUGAUCCGCUACACCAUCUACCAGCUCGAGCCUACCUACUUCUACAAGCACCUCGGCAAGUAUAUGAAGAACCAGCUGGACGGCCAGGUAGCUCUCGUCGCCGUCGCCAGAGUCAAGAGAGAGCAGAUCGAAGAGGUCGCCCAAGCCCGCGCCAAAUUGGUCGAGCAGCAGUGCAAGGGCAAGCCUAAUGCCAAAGUCGCAGGUCCGGCGCAGGCCUCUCCCGCCUCCCAUAUCGACGAGCUGGCGCAUUGGCUCUCGAGUGGAAUGCGCGGAAAGGUACCUACUGAUAUCCUGCUAGAGUUUCAGAGCAAUGUCAGAAAGGUCUACGAGAUGGCCAUCGAGCAGUACCCAGAGGGCGACUGGACCGAACAGGAAAAGAGGCUCAUGUCGGAGAGCUUCACCUGGAUGGUGACCCACGGUGCGGGAGGGCUGUCUGGCCCGCCUCACUGGACCGACGAGGAGCGGAAGAUGUACGCUGACCUCCACCAGCCCUUUGCCUUUCCGCAGGGUGCCAACGUCAAAUUUGAGGUGAACCAGGCGAACGAGUACCUCGGUGCCUUGGUCGAUUACAUGAGCAAGGUGAAGCUUGCCGAUGAGCAGGUGAUGAAAGCCAUGUCGGAGAAGCAGAAAGCGGCCCAACGCACCCAGGAGGCCACGGCCAAGUCGAACAAGGCCCAUCACCACCAGCACACCGAAAAGUCGCGCCUGCAGCAGCACCAGGAACUUCUUGCUCGCAUGGAAGACGUCGACUGA
Molecule: messenger RNA, 1461 nt
Organism: Verticillium nonalfalfae
Lineage: Eukaryota; Fungi; Ascomycota; Sordariomycetes; Glomerellales; Plectosphaerellaceae
Exons: 1
Coding region: 1-1461 (486 amino acids)
Source: RefSeq, a predicted model, not a curated record